AAUACAUACAUCGAAAGUAUUUUAACAAUUUCUUUUAAAUAUUACAAUAAUUUAAAAUAUCAGAGCUAAAUGGAUGAAUAUUGCAGAUUGUGUGCAACGAAAAAUAAUAAUUUAACUAUACUAUUAGAAAUAGCAAAUAUAACUAGAAUUAGAACUUUACUAAAAAUUGAAGAAGAUGGCUUUCCUCAGAAAAUUUGUGAUUCUUGUAUAUUCAAAAUUAAUGACAUAAAUACAUUUAUUUCAAAAUGCGAAGAGUCUUAUGAAUAUUUUAAAAAUAAUUUCCUCAAAUAUGUUGAAGGGGAAUACAAAAAUAACGAGGAUAUUGAUAUAUUUAAGUCUAAUGCGCAAGAGUCCAGUGAAAAUGAAGAAACUGUAAAAGAAUCACCUAAGGUUAAAAUUGAAAUAAAAACAGAAAAUGAAGAAAUUCAUCAUGAUUAUAUAAGACGAAGUGAAUGUUUAGUUGAGAGUGAAAGUUCAAUCUAUAAUUCGUCCAUUAGUAAAAAUAAACAAGAAAUUGAACUACCAAUGCAACAAAAACCCGAAAAAAAUGAUUUAUUAAAUUUAUUAGAAAAUGAUAACUCCCACAUCAAUACUUCUAGUAAUCCGAAACUGGUAAAAAGAAACAAUAGUAAAAAAUAUGAAAGAAGGCGUAAAACACGGAACUGUAAUGCGGAAAUAAGUGAUGGUACUAGUACAUGGAAAUGUCAAUUUUGUCCUCGAAUAUUUACGACUGAUAAGAUCUUGCGGAGACAUAUGCAAAAUAUUCACACAAAUCCCAACUUCAAAUGCAUUAAAUGCGGAUUUGAGUGUACAAAUAAAUCAAACUGUGCAGGUCACGUUAAACGGAAACAUUUUAAAGAAUUAAAAAUGGAAUUUGAAGAGCUUUUGCAGUUUGUAUUAGAAAAAGAUUCUAAUACAAAUGAUGCACACUUUUUUGAUUUACCAUUCCCUUGUGAUUGCUGCACAAGAUCUUUUGCUAAAGAAACAGAUUUACAAAAACAUAAAAAUCGCGUUCAUAUCAGCGAUCCAGAGGCAAGUAAAUUAUUUGGAUGUAAAAAAUGCGGAUCAAAGUACACUUACAGAAAAACCGCAGUUAAGCACAUACGUAACGUACAUUAUGAAAGCCGAACUGAAUUGGUUAAAGCUGAAAUUGAUGAAUAUUUAAUUCAAUAUGGUCAGCCCAGGAUUGAACCAGAUAUUACAAAAACUGCGAAAAAAGAGAAUAUUGAUGAAGGAACUGUGCAUGAAUGUCCAGUUUGUCAUUUGAAGUAUUCUAGGGCUAUAAUAUUGAAGAGUCAUUUCGCUAGAUUUCACUUAAGUGAAGAUGAAAAAAAAAAACGAAAAAAAAAAGUUUAUUUGUGUCAACAAUGCGGAAAGAAAUUUUCUGCUCGAUCUGCCUUUCAAUAUCACGUCCAAACUCAUUUUGGGGAGAAGAAAUUCAAAUGUAACGAAUGUUCUAAAGCCUAUUACACAAAGCACUUACUUCUUUCUCAUAUGAGGAAGCACACUGGUGAUAUGAGCAAUAGACAACUGGAAUGUGAAAUUUGUCAUAAAAAGUGGCCUAGUAAAACUGCUUUAGAGCGACACAUGAACGUGCAUGGUCAAAAGCAGCCUAGAAAUUUUAUGUGUUCCAUUUGUGGUAAUGCUUUUUAUUCAAAUUAUCAUCUUAAAAGUCAUAUGUUGCGACACACAAAAGAGAACAACUUUAAAUGCACUGAACCUGGUUGCAACGCAUCUUUUCGUGCUGAUGGUAGUCGGAAAAAACAUUUUCAUAAUUUCCAUCUUCCUGACGAUCAAAAACCAUUUUCUUGUGAUAUAUGUCAAAAGAAAUUUUUUAGAAAAUCUUAUUUAUCAGAUCAUUUAAGAAAACAUGGUAAAGCUGGCGAAAAUAUUUUAAAUUUAUAUAGGCAAAAAAUACAUCAAGAUUAGAUAAAUAAUUAUUUUGUUAUAAAAAGUUAUAAUUCAGUUAUAAGAA
Molecule: messenger RNA, 1975 nt
Organism: Condylostylus longicornis
Lineage: Eukaryota; Metazoa; Arthropoda; Insecta; Diptera; Dolichopodidae
Product: oocyte zinc finger protein XlCOF6-like
Exons: 4
Coding region: 70-1929 (619 amino acids)
Biological process (GO): regulation of transcription by RNA polymerase II
Cellular component (GO): nucleus
Molecular function (GO): RNA polymerase II cis-regulatory region sequence-specific DNA binding; DNA-binding transcription activator activity, RNA polymerase II-specific; zinc ion binding
Source: RefSeq, a predicted model, not a curated record